Molecule: messenger RNA, 1428 nt
Organism: Puccinia triticina
Lineage: Eukaryota; Fungi; Basidiomycota; Pucciniomycetes; Pucciniales; Pucciniaceae
Exons: 5
Coding region: 1-1428 (475 amino acids)
Biological process (GO): trehalose biosynthetic process
Molecular function (GO): catalytic activity
Source: RefSeq, a predicted model, not a curated record
AUGAUCUAUUCCACAAUUCUAGUAACCUUUUUAUUCACUCAAUCGGCAAGAUCCCCGCACCCUAGUAUGGUGAGUAUGGCUGGACACGGAGCCACUGCUACGGAUACUGCUAUGGGUGCUACCCAGAUGUCGCACUUGACUGCGAGUCCGCUCUUAACUGAUGCAAAAUCGGCACAUAUCGCGGAAAACCUUCAGGACAGUCAGCAUCUACUUCAGCAGGCUCACGUAGAUUCCAGUCAUGUGGAAGCAAAAUUCAAGCCGGUAGAGGCGCAUCCAGAUGUUCAAGUGAACCCGAAGGGUCUUGAGGCGAAUCACCUCAGACUCAUGAAGAAGCAGGGGAAAAAAAUUAAAUGGUCUCUGAAAAAGAUGAUGAAGAAAUUUGGAUGGAAUCGGAUGACGAUUAAGAGCACCAUAGUGCCCCCGAUGGAAGACACGGAUCGUCUCAAACUUGCCAAGUCUUAUGUGAACGCAGAUGGGGAUCGGGUUUUCGUCUUCGACAAUGAUGGUACAUUCAAGCCGUAUAAAGGGGAGAAUAGCGCCGAAAACAUUGCGAGGCUCGACAAGGCGUUGCUAAAGCUCCUUGAGGACCCCAAAAAUGAAGUUUGGUUCGUCACGGCACGAGAUGUAGGUAGACUCGAACAAACCUAUGGUCAUAUUCCUGGGAUAAAUAUGGUCGGUAAGCAGGGGAUGCAAUUCAGCAAGAGAAACAAGGCGAAGUUAGUGCUUCCGAGUACAGAACCCAUGGAAAGGUUUCACGCAGAAUGUGAAGCGUUGGCUGAGAAUGCAAUUAAACUCUACACAGGAAAAGCAUAUCCAGAAGCUUAUAGGACCCGGUUAAUACUUCCUGUUAGAGAUGAAAAAUUAAGGCCUGAGAUUGAAAAGGCAGCCCAAGAGGUGGAAGAAAAGAUGAAAAAGUUUAUUAGUCAUCACCCAGAUGGAAAAAUGUACGAUGUAGUUGUUCAAACUCACCGCCGAGAAGGCAAUGAACCGCCGAAAGUUGAAGUCAGGAUAUUUCACAAAGAAGCCAAUGACAAGGGAUUUGUGGCUAAUUUAUUGCUUGACCAACGGAAACCGGAUUUUGGAUUGUCCAUGGGAGACAUGAGUAUGGACGAGCCAAUGCAUAAGGCAAUGAGAGAAAAUGGCCACCACGCUAUUCUUGUAAAGGACGAAAAUCCACGACCCCCCGACGAAACUGAAGCCCCAUGGGAUUCAUAUGCAUCUCACAGUUUGGAAAGUCAUGAAGACGCUAUCACCCUCCUUGAAGACUUGUCAAAUUCACAGUCCGCGGUCAAAGCUGCUAAAAAGGUGUCACUCAAGGUACGAAUACAACAGGUUUGGAAAAAUUUCAUGGAAGCAUCCAGCUCAUUUUUUGAAAAACUGAAGCAAAGACUGAUCUGGAAUCGAGGGGGCAAAAAUGAUCCCAAAUAG